AUCAUCAUCGGUUUAGCGGAUGGAAACCUAGGUACAUGUGUGUCCUCCAGCGAGCGAGCUCAACUCAGCUCAGUUCCAAACAUCGGCAUUCAUAUUUAAUCGUCGCCAGUUUCACUCGAGUCGCAAUUCGAAUCGGACGCGUCCCGUUUUAUCCUGAGGUGUAGCUAGCCGAACGCUCGCUGUGUCCGUGUGUGGGAAAAACUCGCAGAGUGCAAUCAACGACAGGAGGGAAAAAAAGUACGUUGAAGGUGCAUGUUUCUGCCACCUCGCCAGAUCACAAGAAAACGCAUUGGACAGGACAACGUUUACCGAGGCAGCUCUGUUGAAAAAAUCUGCUAAGCCAGUGCUAAUAAAUGCAAUAUGAACAUGUAAAUUGCUUCCAUCCCACGCUGAGAAGUAUCAACCAAUAAUCCCAAGUGAAAUCAGUUUGACAUCGAAAUUCCCUCUAGAUCAACCAUGAACGUCAAUCAAAUCGACCAAAUCCCGACAUAGGUGAGGUAGUAUCUACUACCAGCAACAGAAGGACUCUCUGAACUUACACUAACUUCCAACCGCGUAGCAACAUUUCUCAUCGCAAAACGGUGUGUUUACCUCGUCGACAGAAGAUAAAUCGUUCUCCUCCAUGCAGCAACAGCGCCCUGUCUGUGUAAGAUUCCUACCUGCCUGACGGAGAAAGUGAGUGCUUAAACUGAGCAUCGAAGAAGCAACCCCGGGACGCUCUAGGAACGUGACAGUUGGUGUGGGUGUACUGUGUGUAUUUAUAUGAAGAACCGUGAAGAGCCUCUCGGCAGCAGCUGCGGCGGGGGUGGGGUGUGAAGUGCAAGAGUGGGUUAUGGAAGUGGUGCCUCCCGAGGCGGAUGCAAAAUUUAAUUUAAUGUUGAACAAAGCGAAGCAAUACCUGGUGGAGGAGGCGGAUGGAGUUGGAUGUGGUGGGGGUUGUGGAUGUGCUAACAGUAGUAGGAGCAAUAGUAGCAGUACAAGCAGACUCCAGCGAAGCCAACGAUGCAAAGGAACAACAACGAUGAAGAGCUUCAUUGGAAUGCUAUUGGGAUUACUUACAAUAUCAGGAUCCUUGGCCCUGCGGCUGAAAACGGUUCACAUCCCUCCGUACAAGCACCGCGGUGAAUCGGCCUUGCUCCAGUGUCAGUACGAACUUAAAGGCCAACAGUCGCACAAUGGUCACCACAGCUACCAUUCACCGAACCAGCAGCAACGGGGUCGACCUUGGAACGACUCGGCCGGAGGUUACCGGCAUCACGUCUAUCACGACCACGACUACUACAGCGACUCGGAAAGCGGCGGCGACGAACGGCUCUACUCCAUCCAGUGGUACAAAGACAACGAAGAGUUCUACCGGUACGUUCCGUCUGCGAGCCAGCCCAUCAAGAGCUACAAAAUCGAAGGCAUCCGGGUGGAUCCGAACCACUCCGAUGGCACCAAGGUGAUGCUGAAGAGCCUCACGCUCAAGUCCUCUGGCGUUUAUCGGUGUGAGAUUUCCGCCGAGGCGCCCAACUUCGACUCGGUCCAGGGCGAGGGCCGAAUGGAUGUGAUAUAUCUGCCCAGAGAUGGUCCCCAUAUCAACGGGAGCGAGAAGAAGUCCUACCACAUAGGUGAAACGAUGGAUCUAAACUGCACCUCCGGACGGUCCUAUCCGGCGUCCACCCUGCAGUGGUACCUAAAUGACGACCCGGUGCUUGAUCCCAGAUACAUCGUGCACUAUCCACGGAUGGUCAAUCAGCAUGGGCUACUCACGAGCUUCUUGGGGCUGAGUAUGGUCGUGCAGCCACAUCACUAUAUCGACGGCUCCAUGAAGCUAAAGUGUGUGGCGAAUUUGUCGCCGGUGCUGUGGCGAAAUGGGCAGGAGAGUGUCAUGCAGUGGGAGCAGCCGCCGCUGGACAAUCGGGUUGCAAUGUUGUUAGUACGAAGCACCAGCUCACCGUGGCCGUCGGUCAGCACCACAUUGCUGCUGUGGUCCACCCUCUUGGCCAUCGGAAGUUCCUUCCGGUUGCAUCACCCGUAGUAGUAGCAACAGCAUUCAUUCGGCUGUCACCAACUCUCAGAACACCAGGACAGCCGGGGACGACGUCAUUCAACUGGCCAGCCUCCCGCCCACUCGCCAUUCCGAUGGUGUCUUUGUGCGGUGUGUAGUUUCGUUCGACGACGAGUGGUUCCCGGCGUGCGUGGGGGGGGGGGGAUCUCUGACGUCCGGUGGAGUGUAGUUUGCAGAAUUAAAGCAAAACUUAUGAGAAACUUCAUACUCGAAGCUCUUGAGAUGACCGUUAGGGCGUGACUUGUUUUAUGGGAUUUCUAAAAUCUGAUUGGUUCAGUGUUUUUAUGAUUUCAAAAAAUAUGGAAAGUAAAGCUAUUGUUUUGAGACAGCUUGAAGGUAGGUUUGAAUAAAAAAAACUAUGAAUUAUUCAAAAUUCUGCCAUAACAACAAGCUUCACCCUACUGUCGGUCAUCUCAACUGAACCGAUUGCGACGACCCGGACAGCCGGAAGAUUGCAUCUGCGGAGCAGGGGACUACUGAAAAAUGAAGAGAGCAAACCGAGAACAGGGAGGCAAGGCAAACUAUAUCAAAAGUAGCGAGCUAAGUUUAGCGUGAAUCGAGAAAAGGACACACUCGAGAGAAAGAAAAGUAUAAAUAUUAUAUUUACGAGUCGUGAGGAGGAAGGUGGUCGGGAGCCAGCCAACGAGGUAGAACCAGGUCCAGCCGAGCCAGGACAGCGUGAUUUACUUGAUAGCGUUUAUGGCCCAGUCCGAGAGCUGACAGCGAAGGAAAAUAGCUUUUUCUGAGUUUAGUUUUCCUAUUAAGUUUUUGUUUCGUUUCAAUUUCUUGUACAGAGUAAGUAAGGUAAACGUAGAGCAGAGAAGGGCAGAGAAUUAAAGAAAAUCACUCGCCCAGCUGGGCAGUCCGGCACACUUGUACAGAGAGGAAAAGUGCUGCAGACGAGUGCCAGGAGCCACUUCGAGCACUGUAAUAAUGAAAUGGCAGAAAAUAAAACGAGGAAAAAAAUCCGCCAUUCCAGCAAGAUCAACACCGAGUGAUUGUAAAUUUUAUGAUUUUGUACAUAAAAGUUAGCUGGGAAUAAUUAUUAGAAUAAAAUUUCCGCUUGACCCCAUAA
Messenger RNA from Aedes albopictus (Asian tiger mosquito), 3125 nucleotides. RefSeq lists its product as uncharacterized. The transcript has 5 exons. Bases 833 to 2020 code for a protein of 395 amino acids. Lineage: Eukaryota; Metazoa; Arthropoda; Insecta; Diptera; Culicidae. The record is from RefSeq and is a predicted model, not a curated record.